ACUAGACGCAUCUUUAGUUGACGAAUCUCUGUGAUGACGGACAAUUCUUUGUGAAUUUAUAAAAGUAUAUUAUAUUUAGCUUCUAAUAACGAUACAGAGGUCGGCUCUGACACAUAUCGGUCGAAAUGUUCAUCUGGGACUGGCUCACUGGUGUUCUGGGCUACCUUGGUCUGUAUAAGAAGUCGGGGAAGCUGCUCUUCUUGGGCCUGGACAAUGCCGGCAAAACCACACUGCUUCACAUGCUGAAGGACGACCGGAUGGCGCAGCACGUACCCACCCUGCACCCCACGUCUGAGGAGCUCUCCAUCGGUAACAUGCGGUUCACCACGUUCGACCUGGGCGGCCAUCACCAGGCGCGCCGCGUCUGGAAGGACUACUUCCCGGCCGUGGACUCGAUCGUCUUCCUGGUGGACGCCAGCGACCGGCAGCGGCUCACCGAGAGCAAGGCGGAGCUGGACUCGCUGCUGACGGACGAGCAGCUCUCCAACUGCCCGGUGCUGAUCCUGGGGAACAAGAUCGACAAACCGUCUGCGACCUCCGAGGACGAGCUGCGAAACGUGCUGGGACUCUACGGACAGACCACCGGAAAGAUGAAGAUCCCGCGCAGCGACCUGCCCGGCCGGCCGCUGGAGUUGUUCAUGUGCUCGGUGCUGAAGCGGCAGGGAUACGGCGAGGGGUUCCGCUGGCUGGCACAGUACAUCGACUGAGACCCCGGAGCGGCCGCUCCCUCCCCCGGAGUCGGGCCGGAGCGGCCGGAGCCGGGCCGGAGCGGCCGGAGCCGGGCCCGGAGCGGCCGGAGGUGCCGGCAGCUGCCGCGGGCCGGAGCCGGGCCGGAGCGGCCGGAGCCGGGCCCGGAGCAGCCGGAGGUGCGGCCGGCCGGCAGCUGCCCGCGGACCGGCGCCGGGCUGGGUUAGGACUGGUGAGGGCAGGGGACUGAGUGUGUGUGAGGGAGCAGCAGGGGGCCGUCAGUCAGCGGACUGGGAACGCGGUGAGAGGCGCCGGUCCGGGGACUGGAUGGUCGUGGUGUCUGAGUCGGCUGGUGAGGCGGCGAUGGUCGUGGUUCAUUGACUAGGCUAAUCAGUUGACCAGAUCCUUUGUAUUCUGGCUAGGCUCAUCAGCAGGGUCCCUGUUCUCUGAUUGGCUGGUAAUCUGACUGAGAUAUUGGUCGACUGACUAGGCUAGUAGGGUGACUGAGAUAUUGGUCGACUGACUAGGCUAGUAGGGUGACUGAGAUAUUGGUCGACUGACUAGGUUAGCUAGUUGACCGGGGUCUCUGCCUUCUGACUAGGCUGCUGCUCGUUGACGGGGCCGCGGUCCGCUAACUAGGGCCGUGUUCAGCUGUGGCGGGCCGUCCGUCGGCCUCUGCUGGCUGCUGCUGCAGAGCCGUCUGUCCGACUGUCCAGCGCUUGGGCCAGCGCUGAGCUGAUCAGCGGCCACUCGACUGGCCAGCGCUGGUGCAGUGACCGGGACGCCGGUGAGCCGACCGGACGCCGGUGGUGGUGGCUGCUCUGUCCGACUGCGGCGCGGACCGGUCGCCGCUCCCCGCGGUAAAUCACCGGUCCACUGUGCGCUCUCAGUCGCCGCUCCCCGGGGGUAAAUCACCGCUCCACUGUGCCGACUCUGUUGUCGUUAUUUUUACAGGGGCCGCCGGGCUGCCCUCCCAGGGUCGCCCCGGGGGCGGGGGGGGGGGGGGGCGGACGGUCUGACCCGGCAUCCAUGACGCCCCGUUCGCCGUCAAAUUGUCAAUGGCCGCCACUCCCCCGGUCAGCGUGUACCGGUGACAUGCACCCGCCGGGACAGCGGGGAGAAUUCCGACCCGCCCGCCAGGUGGUAAUGCGGCGCGCCGGCGCGUUUUAUCGUUAUUGUCCGCGGUUCUGGUUUAGGCGUGAUAUGUAUAGUGAAAUAUACCCAUAUUCUGUUUAAGUUUACCCCACGGCGCGGCUAGGAAAUUGCGUACCGUAUCUGAUAGCGUCUGGUUAAGUUAUUGCUAAGUGUGACGCACGGGGACUGGUGUGGGACCGUGCAGCUGAUACAGCUGCACUGUGGGGCUAUUUUCUGCUGCACCUCCCAAAUCCACUGUACUCAGCCCCCAGUGACUGUGCAGGCGUCUGUAAACCUCUCCGGACUUUACCGAUCGGUCAUCUGUCCAGCAAUCAAAACUCUCCUCUGUGAACACCCACCGGCCCCGUGCGCGCGUGGGCGCCGCCGCUGUGCGGGCCUGUCGGCCUCCGGUGACGUCACGCGGUGUACUGAUGACGUCACGCGGCCGUGCCGGUGUCCGGGCUCUCAAUACACCUCUGUCUUCGUG
Messenger RNA from Amphibalanus amphitrite, 2308 nucleotides. RefSeq names its product GTP-binding protein SAR1b-like. NCBI's taxonomy places the organism in Eukaryota, Metazoa, Arthropoda, Thecostraca, Balanomorpha, Balanidae. Gene Ontology annotation, molecular function: GTPase activity; GTP binding. Bases 126 to 707 code for a protein of 193 amino acids. The transcript is spliced from 6 exons. Gene Ontology annotation, cellular component: endoplasmic reticulum exit site; COPII vesicle coat. Gene Ontology annotation, biological process: endoplasmic reticulum to Golgi vesicle-mediated transport; intracellular protein transport; vesicle organization. The record is from RefSeq and is a predicted model, not a curated record.